UCCACUGCAAACUGGUGUAGCAAUGGGCUUAAAGUGUUGAAUACAUUUUGAAUACAGGCAUUAUAAAGAAUAAUUUAUUUUGUUGCAGGUCUCUUAACUUGAGAUCAUUUCAUCAGUUUCUCUGUGGAUUUAAAAACCUUGUAGUGCGCGUGCGCCGUAACGUAUACGAGCUAUCGCAACAUGGAUUCAGAGGAGGAUCCAGCAAAUGUAAACAGAACCCCUGCAGAGAUUCCCCGCCUGCAGGAUGGACAACAUAAUUUAGAGGCUUCCAGACAACUCACAGAUGCUCAAGAUGUUGGGAUACCAUUAAGUAACAUGCAUGACAAAUCUGAGACCUUUAAACUACUAGAUUUUCAAGACAGCCAGAUGUCGCCUGCUCUAGCCCUGCUGCCCUCCUUGGACAAAUCUCUUCCUUUUUCCGAUUCCACAUUUUUUCAGCAUACAGAUGCUGAAUUUGUCGCCCUGAGGGGAUUUCCGGAUCUGUCCGUUAUCUCUGAGAGGUGCCCAAGAAUGAACUCACAUGUAGGUGUAGCUGAUGAUUACCAUCCCCAAGAGACUAUUCGUGAGCAGGCUUCGCUAUCCCAGCAUCCUUUGGAUGUGCUUCCAGCUCUGUCGGAAGCUGAAAUUAGCUGCUGUUCGCUUUCCCAGCACAGCCUCUCACCUGGAGACCAUUACAAAAUCAAGGAAGAAGAGAGGGUUUCAUUUGAAGCUGAAAACAAAAUUGACAGACAAAUGGAAGGAGAAGAGCAGAGUGCCUCUCAGCAGCUUGCAGGAGUGUCUGCUGUUAAUAUCAAUAGUGCAUUUGCCUCUGAGACUCCCCUCGAUCAUCCUGAACCUACAUCAGACCAGCCAAACACAUCCUCCAUGAAUAUUCAAACAGGCCUUUUGGCCGGACCUGGCAGUGCUGUUGAACAUGAAUUACAGUCUGUUCUGUCAAGCAGCAGAGAGCAGCCACAAGGGGGAUCAUCAUCUUUAUUUCAGAGUUCAGCUGUGUCAAACAUUACUGUCCGGGAUUCUCGGGGACAUUCACAUCAAACAGCUGACCGUCUUCGGGAUCAACUGUAUAAGGGACAGGUAGGCUCAAUCUCUGAACCAGGAAGUAGACACCAUAAUGGGAACAGAAGCUCUCAUAGUGGGCUGUUUGUUACACCGGCCGGUGCAGGUGGAAUGCAUAUCCCAGGCCUGCAGAGAUUGGUUUGGAGUGCGGGUAAUGCAACGGCGUCAGACGGGUCAUUCUUGAGCACCCAUCCAGUGUCUCAGUCCACCCCUGCAGUGCCCCUUGUGAAACCCCCACCAGCAUUGACCAAACUUUCACUUGUACAUUCCCAGGAAGAUGGUGUUGCCUCUGCUGCUGCAUCAUUCCAAAACAGUCAUUCCAAAACAGGAUUAAUUUCUUCAUUGGAUCUGAGUGUUUUGGAUCAACAUUCCUUUCACACCGGUGCUAAAUCAACAGUUACAGUCCCUAGCAAACCUUCAACGGCCUCACAAACGACCCCGACAGAGUCCCAAACACAUACCAUCUCUAAACAACAAGGAUCUUCACCCGCCCCUGAUGUGCCAAGCUCAGACAGCCAAUCCUUUUACACUGGUACAAAGAUGAAAGGUCAUGUUUCUCAUUUAGCUCUUGGAAGAGUACAGUCUCUUCCCAGCCUAAGCUACUUACAAAAAGUAGAUGCUUGGACAGCCAAUCAAACUUCCAGCAGAUCAUUUUAUGAUAAUUUGGCUCUGAAGGCAUUCGAUGAUGUUUCACUCAAGAACAAAUCACAGGAUUCAGUAUCUGGGGCACUGAAACUUUCUCAAGACGUGCGUCAGCUUCAGUUGACUCAGGCACCUGUUUCGGCCUCUUUCUCUGGAAGUGGCUCGCCCCGUCGGGUGGAUGUCAUUGGGGCGGGUGUGCUUAGAGGUCAAGCGUCUGAGUCACCUGUCAAUCACUCUCACUCCUCGCUGAACUCUGUGGUAACCUCUAUUCAGAGAGACACGGGUUCACAUAGAGUAUUAGCACAAACUGAUGACAUCAUUCCAGUACUUUUAGGAAAGAAUAAUAGGUCAGCUGCGUUACAGGAUAAAAGCACUGUCAAGCCCUCCCCUCUCGCCAGUCUUGGUCGCUUCAGUGACGUCUCAUCGAGCUUCAACAUGAGCAGCACUCUUUCUAGCUCUCACGGCAGUUACCAUGGCGAGCAGAGUAUGCGGGCAUCAGUAGGAGCUGGUUCUUCUGUAAUGAGUCUUGAGGUAGACAAUUAUGCACCAUACUGGACUUCCAGACCUACAUCUCCCCCUCAGUCGAGAGAGCUCAACAUUGAAGACAGGAUUCCUUUGUACCUGCUGAAUUUAGGAAUCGACCAAUCACCUUCAACAAUCUUAAAUCCAUUUACGCUUCGGGGGCCAAUCAGAGAACCUGAAUUCUCUCCAACUGACCUAUGCACCAUCAAAGGAUCCAUCGGAACGCCAACAAAAAGCACACAGCCAUCUGAAGUUGACACUCCUCAGAAUGAGGCAUUCUCCAGUUCCAGUCAACUCUCAGCUGACUCCAGCGCUUCUGUCUCAUACCACCUGUCUGUGCAUCAGCAAGACCAAGCAAUCGGUCAGCAAAGUGGUGGGACGAUAUUGAGUCAACCCGAUACUCCACCAAGACAUCAUUCAAUAUUACAUCCUUCAUCAAACUUACAACACUCUGACACCCCUCCAAGUGAAGGUAGCUUUGGCCCCUCAAGCGAGCUCAGUCCAGAUUCUGUGGCUCCUGCUGUGCCCAGAGAGGAAGUGAAGGAGGAUGAUCCUUUUGUGGGCUCUGGCACACUGCAUGAAAUCAGGCGUUUGCUGGGCCGAGCAGAAAGCCUUGUCUCGGGCAGAUCUUCUCUGACGUCCUCUCCCGGGUCCCACCGCCUCUCGGAGAGCGACACCUCCCUUGUUUCUCUAGGCCGAAACACUCAGGGUUGUCAUGACGGCAGAUCUCUCUCAGCUAGUGGUAACUUUUCCCUACUGUUGACCCGCUCUUCAUCCGACUCGGCUUUAAAAGCAAGCUCUGCUUCCUCUCAGGGAGCACAUCAACCAUCCACACAGACCGACUUUACAAGUAAACCUGAUGCCCUCUCGCUCAGCAGAGAUGAAAGUUUAAAGUCACGUGACCUCUGUGUGACCCCAAGACGGGCUGAACCUGAAGGAUGCAGUGCUGCUGACCCAGAUAAAGCGAAGCAAACUGCAGCUCGGUUGACCGUGCAGUCGAAUGUUCCAUUAAUGACAGGAAACUUUUCUUACAACCAGGAUGACACUGAGAAUGCUGUGGUUGGCUCCUCUGGGUAUAGUCCAUCCCAUGCAUCAGCCGAUGCUGAAAGUCUGAGUGACAGCAGCAGCGAGAAUUCAUUGGCUGCAAGAGUUGGCAAGUUACUGCAGAGUGAGUCACCUGUUUCUAUGGUAACAAGCCGGCCAAGCACUGCUGACCCAGAGGAUAGGCUUGCCCGAGAAUGGAUCCUAUUGAAGGUUUCUGGCCGCCACUGUGAAAGUUUAGAGCUAAACCCAGAAGACAGAAAGAGAAUUGAAGACAUCAAAAGAGAGCUUCUACUGAACACCCAACACACCAAGUGGAGCUCAGAUUCAGAGGGAAGUGCCCCGUCCGGUGUUGGUGCUGGAUCUCAGCCUGGGAAAGAUUUUGUUGGCAUGCCCAGUAUGGAUAGUCAUGUCUCAGAUGCGCGACAGAAAACCACUCAGAAACCUUUGGAUUCCAAUGUUCUACUCUACACCCCUGAACAACGGGAUCUGGAAGCCAGAGUUCACCAGAUUGCUCUCCGGGAGGGGUUCAGCCCACCAACUAUAACUUCUAUUUCUAUAGCAACCACUCGACAUAGUCCAUCUCCACAGUUGCCUUCAGAUUGCUCUCUUACUGGUACCGUGGAACUGGGUAAUGUUGAUGCCAGGCUAGACAUGUUACAGCUCAAUGGUCACCACAAAGGAACAGAUACCAAUCCUGAGGUAUUUUAUCCACAACUGAGACAUCAACCGGGUGUAAUCCCAAAUGCAUUUGACAGAGAGGAACAAACGGAGGGUGAGAGCAAAUCAAAAGGGGAUAAUGAAGAAAUUAUAGCUGAAGAUAACGAAGAAAAUACUGUCAAGAAUGACUCUCACAUUGUCCAAGAAAUGUCUGAUGUGGAUUAUAAUAUCACAGGCAGAAACCAGAUUAUGUCCGGUGUUGCUUCAGACACGGCUCCUGAUAAUAAAUCCCACCUCUCUCACAUACACGUCACUUUAUCCCCCAAACCAAAACACCAGUCUCAUUCUGUCGAAUAUCACUCAAGCAGGUUGUCCAGUCAGAACAGCUUCAAAGAUGUCCCACUCGCUAGAGAGUCCCCCUUAAUUACAAGCACUGGAACUGAACAACAGCAGUUCAAUUUAAUAUCACAUCAAGCCAGGUCAUUUGAGCACAAUGAACAGUUUCAAAUCCAAAAUAAAGUCAAUCCAAACCUACAGUCCAGAUAUCCUCAGGCCUUUACAUCAACUCAAAAAAUGGCAGGGACGUCCAGAACUCUCGCUGUCCAAGCAGCAGCUGUCCGUACACUGUUGCCUUACAAACCGCAUGGUAGCUCCGAGCUGUUCUAUGUCCCGCAGGCUGAUCCAGAGCUUUCUCAUGAUCGCUCUGACACAACUGUGGAAAGCUCCCAUUCGGGAUCCGAUGAUGCUGUGCCACCGCGCUUCAAUAAACACAUUUUGGGUUCCAGAGAGUUAGAAGACAACCCAGUUAUGCCAAAGCACAAGGAAGGCAUCUACAGUAAGAGAGCCAGUGAACCAAUAGAUUCAUCCAGUGCGUCUAGGAGGACUUUUAAAGAAUCUACCGGCCGAUAUAACAGUACUGCUCCUCAAACAUCUUAUGUCUCAGUGAAGGACGUGGGUGAUGAAGAUCAUUUUGUCCCCUUGUACAUGGAGGAAGAUUACAGCACAGAUGAUUUGCACCUUCAUAACAGGACCAUGCAGGAGCCGAAAUUACCCCUAGAACCACAGCAUGUACCUUCUCAACCAAUCAGAAGGUCUGGAUUAAACAAGAACAGGCAGGACAGAACGCCGCAUGAUGUUAGUGUAGAGAUUAGCAGUUCUUUAGACCAACUCUGGCGUCGCUUCAAUGAGAAAUGGAGCGUGGAAGAUACCCAACCCACUAAUGAGGGGGAUACGUCUUUGCUUGAUAGACUAGAGCGUCUGUCUCGUCUCAUUCACAGUACCACUCCAACAAACAAAACUGUCAAACAACCAGACCGCACCAAUAGAAUUCGUGAAAAAAGGGGAGAUAAGGAGGAGGGAACAAGAACUGAGGAAGGUGUGGAGAGAGAAAGAGUGGCUCCACGACAAGUAUGGGCUGAGCAUGAAGACAACCCUCAGAAUGUGCAGCGUUGUCCUGCUGAGAGAGAUGAGUCUUCAAGUGUGUCCAUGGAAACGAGCAGUACCAUGUCCACUAUUGACACAGAGCGACUGGUUCGAGCUUUCGGACAUCACCGUGUCACAAGCAAAGGACUGAAAAACAGUAACAGUUUGCUCAGACUUAAUACCAUCAAUAAACAAAAAACAAGCAGGAGGAAACCAGGUACAAAACAUGCUGCAGUGUCUACUGAUGCAGACAACAUCAGCACAGAUGACUCCACAGUAACUCCUGAUUAUUUGUCAUCUUCAAGCACUCUCUCGAUGAAUUCUCAAAGUGUCACUACCAAGAGAUCAAAGGUCAAACUGCACAGCAAAAGCGUACAAGCAGGUGAUUUGGAGAUUGUGAUAAAUGGCACACGCAGACACACUCGGGAUGUAGGCACCAUCUUUCCCUCUCCUGGUGCUUCCAGGAAUGACCGUACACCAAACACACACAACAAUGGUGUUCAGGGGGUUCCUGUUCCCACUGCGUCCUCAACUAAUUCCAUUCAAUCCCAUUCAGUUCUGAAGAGAGACUCCAGCAACAAGAGCAUCCAGACCCGUUACCCUAAUGGUUUGUCAUGGUUUGUCACAACGGAUGAGUUGAAGUCUGAUGGGCGUAAGGAAAACCAGCCACAGAGUGAAGCAGAGCCUUGCCGGAGUCAGGCCUGGUUUGAGCCUCAUAGUAAGACCCAACCCGGUAGAGAACCAGCUAGGAAAGCUAUAAGAGAACCGCUUAGAGAGAGACAGAUCCAGGAGGAGCAAGAGAAACCAAGAGAAUCUAGAACAGCUGUAGGGAGUGAUGGCAGUGACAGGCUCUCAGCUCUUGUUCGGCUGUCACUGCAGGAAGCUCUAGAGCUCCAUAGACCGGAGUUUGUGUCUAGAUCACGAGAACGAAUGAAGCGGCUGGAGUUACUGGUUGAGGAGAGGAGGUUACAGACUGUCUUCAACAGAGAAAGAGAAGAGCUCUUCAACUGCCCAGCACCAUCACUUCAACUUAUUCAAGCUGCGGUGCCCCGAAAGCGAGUUGUUCCGAGGAGAGAGAUGGUCCAGCGAUCCAAACAUUGGAUAGGGAAGAAAAAUCACACUCAGAUAAUAGGCAGGACAGAUAGACUCAGGAGGAAAUAUGCUCAACUUCCGGAAAUCCGAAAAAGGAGGGAGGAGGAGAAAAGACAAGCAGAGCACAGCUCCUAUCGCCUUAAUGCUCAACUCUUUAACAAGAAAGUCACCAAUCAUGUGUUGGGGAGGAGAGCACCCUGGCAGUGACCUCAUCUGAAAUCUGCUGUCAGUCAGACAGUGGUUCAUAUGGGCUGAUAUUUUAAAUGAUUUAUGUGUGGAUAUGAAUUCUGAUUUCAGGUGUAAGAAUAUAUUUAAAAUAGUUGUGGUUCUCUGUAUUUGAGUUGCAGUGUUAAAUUAUUUUAUUAUGACAGUUUUGAUUUUAUGUAGUUGAAAAAUUAAGACUUUUAUUAUGUCUGUUUUGUUACAUUUUUGUAAUUUUUUAUAAAGGAAAUAAAUAAGAAGGCAUUUGUAACAAUG
Triplophysa dalaica is the source of this 6912-nucleotide messenger RNA. It is a transcript of the gene alms1, whose product is annotated as ALMS1 centrosome and basal body associated protein. Lineage: Eukaryota; Metazoa; Chordata; Actinopteri; Cypriniformes; Nemacheilidae. The coding region runs from base 181 to 6642 and encodes 2153 amino acids. Gene Ontology annotation, biological process: regulation of centriole replication. The record is from RefSeq and is a predicted model, not a curated record. The transcript is spliced from 19 exons. Gene Ontology annotation, cellular component: cytosol; centriole; centrosome.